This is a messenger RNA of Condylura cristata (star-nosed mole), 3879 nucleotides long. It is a transcript of the gene SENP1, whose product is annotated as SUMO1/sentrin specific peptidase 1. Gene Ontology annotation, biological process: protein desumoylation. NCBI's taxonomy places the organism in Eukaryota, Metazoa, Chordata, Mammalia, Eulipotyphla, Talpidae. Bases 181 to 2190 code for a protein of 669 amino acids. The record is from RefSeq and is a predicted model, not a curated record. Gene Ontology annotation, molecular function: deSUMOylase activity. The transcript has 18 exons. Gene Ontology annotation, cellular component: nucleus.
GCUCAGCUUUCUAUUACACCUGCCUCACCUCCCGCCUUCCUUGAGAUCUGAAUAUUUCUCGACCACUUCUGCGUCUCACGUAAACAUUUCUUUGAACUCUCUUCCCGCUGUGAUAUCUCUGAGUGUGAUAUCGCUAGUGCCACCACCUGAAAGAAACGUCUGGACCCUCCUGCCCAGGUUAUGAAAAUCCCUUUAACUGCCACAGUUUGCUUACCUGUCUCAUCGCCUCCUGGAUUUUAUAUCUCUGCUAAAGUCAGUGAUGUGAAAAGACCUGACAUGGAUGAUAUUGCUGAUAGGAUGAGAAUGGAUGCUGGCGAAGUAACUUUAAUGAACCACAAUUCCAUAUUCAAAACCCAUCUUCUGUCACAAACAGGUUUUCCAGAGAACCAGCUUUCGCUUUCUGAUCAUCAGAUAUUACCUUCCAGUCAAGGAAAUUUGGAUCAGUCUUUUACAUACUCCUCAAGAAGUGCAGCUUAUAAUCCAAAUUAUUAUUCAGACAACCCUUCCUCAGACAGUUUUCUUGGUUCAGAAGACUUAAGAACCUUUGGUCAGAGUGCAAAUGGCCAGUGGAGAAAUUCCACUCCAGCAUCAGUUUCAACUUUACAGAAAUCAAGAAACAGCCGAAGUCUUUACCUCGAAACUCGAAAGACCUCAAGUGGAUUAUCAAAUACUUUUAUGGGAAAGUCAAGCCAUCACUGCCAUGUAUCUGCAUAUGAAAAAUCUUUUCCUAUUAAGCCUAUUCCCAGUCCAUCAUGGAGUGGUUCAUGUCGUCGAAAUCUUUUGAGCCCCAAGAAAACUCAGAGGCGACAUGUUAGCACAGCCGAAGAGACAGUUCAAGAAGAAGAGAGAGAGAUAUACCGACAACUACUGCAGAUGGUUACGGGGAAACAGUUUUCUGUAGCAAAACCCACCACACAUUUUCCUUUACACCUGUCUCGAUGUCUUAAUUCAAGUAAGAGUACUUUGAAAGACUCACUGUUUAAAAAUGGAAAUUCUUGUGCAGCUCAGAUCAUUGGGUCUGAUACUUCAUCAUCUGGAUCUGCCAGCAUUUUAACUACACAGGAACAACUGUCCCACAAUGUGUAUUCCUUGUCAUCUUAUACCACAGAUUCUGACCCUCUCCAUCAAACCCAGCAUCAGCACUCACUUCCACAUCAGCCAGAUAACUUACCAGCUUCAAAUACACAAUCUGAAGGAUCAGACUCUGUGAUUUUACUCAAAGUGAAAGAUUCUCAUACUCCAACUCACAGUACUACAUUUUUCCAGGCAGAGCUGUGGAUCAAAGAAUUAACUAGUGUUUAUGAUUCUCGAGCACGAGAAAGAUUACGCCAGAUUGAAGAACAGAAAGCACUUGCAUUACAGUUUCAGAACCAGAGAUUGCAGGAACAGGAACAUUCAGUUCAUGAUUCAGUAGAACUGCAUCUUCGUGUACCUCUUGAAAAGGAGAUCCCUGUCACAAUCACUCAAGAAACAGAAAAGAAAGGACAUAAAUUAACCAAUAGUGAAGAUGAAUUUCCUGAAAUCACAGAGGAGAUGGAGAAAGAAAUAAAGAGUGUAUUUCGAAAUGGGAAUCAGGAUGAAGUUUUGAGUGAAGCAUUUCGCUUAACCAUUACACGUAAAGAUAUUCAGACUCUAAACCAUCUCAACUGGCUCAAUGAUGAGAUCAUCAAUUUCUACAUGAAUAUGCUGAUGGAGCGAAGUAAAGAGAAGGGGUUGCCAAGUGUGCAUGCAUUUAAUACAUUUUUUUUCACUAAGCUAAAAACAGCUGGAUAUCAGGCAGUAAAACGCUGGACAAAGAAAGUAGAUGUAUUUUCUGUUGACAUUCUUUUGGUGCCCAUUCACCUGGGAGUGCACUGGUGUCUUGCUGUUGUGGACUUCAGAAAGAAGAAUAUUACCUAUUACGACUCUAUGGGUGGGAUAAACAAUGAAGCCUGCAGGAUCCUCUUGCAAUACCUAAAGCAGGAAAGCAUUGACAAGAGGAGGAAAGAGUUUGAUACCAAUGGCUGGCAGCUCUUCAGCAAGAAAAGCCAGGAAAUUCCACAGCAGAUGAAUGGAAGUGACUGUGGAAUGUUUGCCUGCAAAUAUGCUGACUGCAUUACCAAAGACAGACCAAUCAACUUCACACAGCAACACAUGCCAUACUUCCGGAAGCGCAUGGUCUGGGAGAUCCUCCACCGAAAGCUCUUAUGAAGAUUUACUCAGCAGACGUUGACCUUGUGGGGGACCAGCUUUUGUUGUCUACAGCCAGAGAACUUGGAAACAGCUGCUCCCAACUCUCUAUUCUUGUAAAACCCUUGAUCCUGGACCAGGCCCUGGCAAGAUGCAUUCACAAGCACAUCUGCCUUUCCUUUUGUAUCUCAGAUACUAUUUUUGCAAAGAAACUUUGGUGCUGUGAAAGGGGUGAGGGACAUCCCUAAGCUGAAGAGAGAGACUGCUUUUCACUUCUUCAGUUCUGCCAUCUUGUUUUCAAAGGGCUCCAAUCUCACUCAGUCCCUAAUUAGGGUACUGAGAGAAGUUUGGAAAGACUAGAUUGCAUAUAAACUCUUGUUGUUAGGCCUUACUAAGAUGUAGGAAAGGGCCUGGGCAAAAGGGUAGGGCUAAACACCACCAGCAUACAUACAUAUACACAUAACACUCACACGUGAUCGUCAAGACAUAAUCAGGAAGGUGACUGUAAACUGGACUUCGGGGCACAUGCAUAAAUCCCUCUACAGGACUUUUCUUAUUUAUACACCCCUAUGUGAAAUUUGUCUGCUUCUGUACAAUGCUGUUUUAUCAUCUGAAACUUCCUCCCAUCCUGAGGCACAAAACAAGAGCCCUGGUAGACUCCAGAGUCCCAGACAUUCUUUUCCUUAAAAGCAGCAGGGGUUUGCAUGUGCUCACAACACAUGAUAGGGAGAUGACCCACCCAGGGAGUGGUUUAGUGGAGCAACAAGGCACCACUUUUACUGCCACUAGUUCUGACCAAGAAGAAGAAGGACCUCAGUCUUUAGCAUAGAAUUCCAGCACUGGAUAAGUGCAGGUCUAGUUUGGUCGUGGCUUGUUAGUUUAAAUAUGUUUCUAACCACAAAGAAUUUUAUAUAUAUAUAUAAAGUAUAUAUAUAUAUAUAUAUAUAUUUCACAGUGAUACGCUUAUUUUGAAAAAGGCUGAAUGUGUUCACCAUUUUAGCCGGUAGAUUUAUUACCAUUUUCCAAAUUUAGCUCCAACAUGCACAGAUUCCAGCCCCUACAUGUAGGGUGUCUGUGGAUUUCCUAACAGAGUAUUUUGAGACAUGGAUGAACUUUGAUUUCGGGGUAUAGAUUACAGAGGGAGGUGAAGGGAAGUGAGACUUUGAGUUGGAAAAUGGAUGAAAUUGGACUGAUCAACUUGAGAUUUAAAAAUCAUCUAUCCCCGCCGUCUGAGAGCUCCUCAGGCUAGAUAGUGAAAUGAUCCAACGUCAGUGUCAUUUUGUACUUAAGUUCCAAAAUAGGAACAUUUUAUACUUUUUUCUGUAUCGUAAUAGGUAGUUUUGUAUGAAAUCUUUUCUCCUCUUGUACCCCAUCUUUUUCAGCAUUGUGCUUUCUCCCUGGGCUUAUUUGACAAUUUUACUCUGUUUUAUACCAAGCUUGUUUAGUACAUUUUUCUAUGUUUUACCACAGGUUACAAUUUGAAAAGAAAACUAUUUUUUUUAAAUAUUCCAUUGUUAACUGAAUGUUACUGUUUUCACUCCAGCAAGUAGAUGUCCUUUUCCGUAACUGCCUGCCUUUUGGAGGGAAGACCACCUUUUUUUUUCUUUCUUCCACCUUUUUAAUUUGUGUGUGUGUGCUUUGUGCGUGUGUGUGUGCUCGUGUGUGUGUGUGUGUGUGUUCUGUAGGAAAUAAAUAGCUUUCUAUGUUUGA